This is a messenger RNA of Chanos chanos (milkfish), 1795 nucleotides long. RefSeq names its product signal recognition particle 14 (gene srp14). The record is from RefSeq and is a predicted model, not a curated record. Gene Ontology annotation, biological process: SRP-dependent cotranslational protein targeting to membrane. Bases 84 to 416 code for a protein of 110 amino acids. The transcript has 5 exons. Gene Ontology annotation, molecular function: endoplasmic reticulum signal sequence receptor activity; 7S RNA binding. Gene Ontology annotation, cellular component: signal recognition particle, endoplasmic reticulum targeting. Lineage: Eukaryota; Metazoa; Chordata; Actinopteri; Gonorynchiformes; Chanidae.
AAGAAGCCCUAAACGCGACGUGUGCUUUAACUUGAAUUCUCCAUGAUCAAUCCAUGAUCAAUCGUUAACUGCUACACGGAACAAUGGUAUUGCUUGAAAACGACGCGUUUUUGACGGAGCUGACGAAGCUGUUUCAGAAAUGUCGGACCAGUGGAAGCGUUGUUAUCACCUUAAAGAAAUAUGAUGGGAGAACAAAACCUGUGCCAAGAAAAGGCCACCCAGAAACGUUUGAGCCGGCCGACACAAAAUGCCUACUCAGAGCCUCCGACGGCAAGAAGAAAAUUAGCACAGUGGUCAGUACUAAAGAAGUUAUUAAGUUCCAGAUGGCAUAUUCCAACUUAUUGAGGGCACAUAUGGAUGGAUUGAAGAAGAAAGACAAAAAAAGCAAAAGCAAGAAGACCAAAGCUACACAAUGAUGGACAGAAAGUUGAGAGAAACCGUCAUGACUCAGCCUGUCUAUGUUCCAUCUACACCACCUCUAUUGGGAUCCAUCACUCAACUGUGCCACCUACAGCAGCAUUGAAAACUGACCCGGCACUGCACUCUACAGUCUGCUAAUCCCAGGCCAAAUGUUCCUUCACCUGCUAGCUAUGACUUCAGCUUAACAUUUUAGACUCGCCUAUAUUUUCAUGUAGUAGUCAUGUCUUGGAAGGAUAGAAUUAUUGAGAUGUAAUCCAAAUGUCCUAAUAUAUCUAUCUAAUAUAUAUAUAUCUGUUUUAAGUUGGAGUUACUGAAAACAUCAGGUCCUCUCUACCCGUUCAUAAACUGUAUGUGUAACAGGGUCUUGUGCCCCUUGUUCUCUUUGUUCAUUUGAAUCCACAGGUGAAAGUGAAUGUCAUUAGUUAUAAUGUCUGGAUGGAGCAGUUUUUAAAAUUACAAGGUGCCAUAUGGGGUGCCAUUUGUGGGCUGUGACUGUAUGUGGUUAUGGCCUUUUCACUUCCAAUACUUUUAUUUUUAGGCAAGUUAUUUAAAAGGUGAGUGAAGACGGUGGAGUCUUUUUUUGUUAAAUAAUGUCCACAUAGAUGGCCAUGUCUGACAUUUUCAUUUCUAAUAUUUUUUUUUUUUUUCACCUCACUAGGGGACUGUAUUUUAGAAUGUCUUGUUCUGUUUAUAGAGUUCUGUGCCUUUACACAACACCUGUGUUAACCCCCAACACCCCAUUCAUAUGAGGCAGAAAAAAGCACCCCAGUUGAUUUUGGGGAUAUUUUUUUUUUUCUUGCAGACAAACAUGACAGCGGUUAUUGUGUUUAUUAUGUCAGUGUCGGUUUGGCAAACUGGGGGAGAAAAAAAGAGAUCUUGUAGGUUGUUAUAUUUAGGCCCAAAAUUACAUCCAGUCAAACAGACAAUAGUGUCCAUCUCCUUUUUUUUGUGUGACGUUUGCAAGAAUGGAGUAGUCCUAAUCCAGGCCCUGAAUAAGCGCCUGAAUGGCAAUCAGAUAGUUUUGGUUCAUUAAUAAAAAAAAUAGUGGGCUGACUUACAUAGAUUUGUGUUAAACAGAAUUUGUACAAUGUGGAAACAAAAGCAAAGAAGACCUUAAAGAAAUAAAUACAUUAUGUACAUUUCUAAGCCACAAGGAAGGAACACUUUUCUGUUCUGUUGCUGAUUAUAGUCUGGAGAGCGGAUGAAGAGCCCUCUUCCCCUUUGUUUUAAAGUGCAGUGUUCUUUUUGUCUGGUCUCUCUUUGGUGGACACAACCACAUGGCUGUGUUUGAUCUCCUCCUCUUCAAAGCCCUUCUUCAUAAUCUGUGUCACAUACCGAAACAGGGCCUGGGGAGUUAAAAACACAACAAUGAAAA